Messenger RNA from Panicum virgatum (switchgrass), 2385 nucleotides. RefSeq lists its product as uncharacterized. The coding region runs from base 1 to 2385 and encodes 794 amino acids. NCBI's taxonomy places the organism in Eukaryota, Viridiplantae, Streptophyta, Magnoliopsida, Poales, Poaceae. Gene Ontology annotation, molecular function: nucleic acid binding. Gene Ontology annotation, biological process: DNA integration. The record is from RefSeq and is a predicted model, not a curated record. The transcript is spliced from 6 exons.
AUGGAGCAGUUCCUUGCUGCGCAAACACAGCUGUUGACUCAAAUGGCCAACGCCAUGGCCAAUCUACAAGCUCAAGCGAACCAAGCUCCAGUACUACAGCCGCCACAGAGGGAUCGCCACCGUGACUUCAUGAGUCACAGACCUCCUACUUUCUCCCACUCACCAAAUCCUCUUCACACCGAUGACUGGCUCAAGACCAUUGAGAAGAUGCUGAACAUAGUUCAGUGUACAGACAGGGAGAAAGUACUGUAUGCCUCAGGUAAAUUGGAAGGAACUGCAACAGACUGGUGGGAUGCUUAUACCGCCGCCCAUGCUGAUCAAAACACCAUCACCUGGGAUGAGUUCAAGACUCAAUUCAGGGAGCACCACAUACCUGAGGGUUUGAUGAAGCUGAAGAGGCAGGAAUUCCUAGCUCUGAAGCAAGGGGGAAUGUUUGAUAGCUUCCAGAAACUGGUGGACAAUGCCAUCUCCGUGGAGAAUGCUCGCAAGGAGAUGGGUGAGCAGAAGCGGAAGUUCGAGUCACAAGGCCAGUCUAGCAACUCGCGACCGCACUUUGGACCCCCACAAGGAAACCAGAUUCACCCAGGAGGACAGAAUGCCAACUUUGGGCAGAACCAGUAUCAGUACCCGCGCCAAAACACUCCUGCUCAGAACAAUGCUAGCGGACAGAGGCAGACUCCACAGCAGCAGCCCAGGAACAACAAUCAAACCCCGCAGAGCAACAGAGGACAGCAGAACUACAUCCGUGGCAGGGUCAACCACAUGGCUGCAGACACCGCUCAGGAGGCUCAGGACGCUGUGUUCGCCAAGUACUCCAUACCGCUUUGCACCAUGCCUAGAGCUAUGCUAGUAAACUCACCCGGGGAAAAUAUGAGAGCUAUGUACCAGUGCCACGGAAUUAAAAUUCAGAUUAUGGGUAGAGAGUUUGAUGCAAGACCUAUAGUUCUGGAUUCGGAUGGAAUUGAUGUUAUCCUUGGGAUGGAAUGGUUAAACAAGCAUGAUGCUGUCAUCCAAUGUGCCAAGAGAUCAGUGCUCCUUACCAGCCCAGCAGGUGAGAGGUUUGAGUUUGUUGCAACCUCUCCAACACCAGUAGAUUGUACGGUGAAUCAGAUGAAGGCUGCUCUGAUAGAGGACAUCAGGGUAGCAUGCGAGUACUCCGAUGUGUUCCCCGAUGACUUGCCAGGUAUGCCACCUGAACGUGACAUUGAGUUUAUCAUAGAUUUUUUACCUGGUACUGCACCUAUUGCUAAGAGACCAUAUAGGAUGUCCGCUGGUGAACUAGAAGAACUUAAGAAACAAUUAAAGGAAUUGUUAGAUAAGAAAUUUAUUCGAGCUAGUUCGUCACCAUGGGGAGCCCCAGCGAUCUUUGUGGACAAGAAGGAUGGUACACAGAGGAUGUGUGUGGACUACAGGUCAUUAAAUGAAGUUACUAUCAAGAACAAGUAUCCGUUGCCUCGUAUAGAGGAUUUGUUUGAUCAGCUGAGAGGAGCCAAGGUAUUCUCCAAGAUCGAUCUGAGGUUGACCAAUGCACCAGCUUACUUUAUGUACUUGAUGAAUAAGGUGUUUAUGGAGUAUCUCGACAAAAAAGCUAACGUGGUUGCAGAUGCUUUGAGCCGCAAGAGCCAUGUAAAUGCAAUGAGAGUUAGGCAGAUGCCUCAAGAAUUGUGUUGGGAGUUUGAGAAACUCAACCUUGGUUUUGUUGGGCACACCGAGGGAAUCACUAUAGAAGUCGAGCCGACUCUUGAGCAAGAGAUACGGAAGGGUCAGCUUGAGGAUGAUAAGAUCAAGGAGAUCAAGGAGCUGAUAAAAAGAGGCAAGGUACCUGAUUUUACUGAGGAUGAACAUGGAACCAUGUGGUUCAGAAAGAGGAUAUGUGUGCCAGAGGUGGAUCAUCUGCGAGAGAAGAUUCUAAAGGAAGCCCAUGAUUCAGCCUAUUCGAUUCACCCAGGUAGCACCAAGAUAUACCAGGAUUUGAAAGAAAGGUAUUGGUGGUAUGGCAUGAAGCGUGAUGUUGCAGCUCACGUGGCCAUAUGGGAUGUGUGUCAGAGAGUCAAGGCAGAACAUCAGAGACCAGCUGGUUUGUUGCAACCGUUGAAAAUACCAGAAUGGAAAUGGGAAGAAAUUGGUAUGGAUUUCAUUGUGGGGUUACCACGUACAAAGGAUGGCUAUGAUUCUAUAUGGGUUAUUGUGGAUAGGUUGACAAAGGUAGCUCAUUUCAUUCCAGUAAAGACUACUUACUCGGGAGCCAAACUGGCAGAGCUAUACAUAUCUAGGAUUGUCUGCCUACAUGGGGUACCUAAGAAGAUUGUGUCUGACAGAGGCACUCAGUUCACGUCUCGGUUUUGGCAGAAGUUACAUGAGUCAGGUGUUAGAGGAUAUGCUUAG